Trichoplax adhaerens is the source of this 498-nucleotide messenger RNA. RefSeq lists its product as uncharacterized. Bases 1 to 498 code for a protein of 165 amino acids. The record is from RefSeq and is a predicted model, not a curated record. NCBI's taxonomy places the organism in Eukaryota, Metazoa, Placozoa, Uniplacotomia, Trichoplacea, Trichoplacidae. The transcript is spliced from 2 exons.
AUGGCUUAUAGCAUAGUUAGAUCUGAGCCUUGCCCAAGCGAUUGGUACUUUUAUGGCCCAGAAAAUGUUUGUUUACACUUGGUUGACAAGAACGCUAAAUUUCACAUUGCUAAGAAAACCUGCUGGAAUAAUUUUACCGCAGGGCUCUUAUACAUCGAUAGUGCUAAGAAGGAAAACUUCAUUAAGACUAACAUUAUUGUCAAUAAGCAUACGUUUUAUUGGCUUGGAUUAAAAGACCUUGUUGGUGAUGAUAAACUAGAAUCUCACCGAUGGCUAGCUUCGAAUAAAACCUUGGCGGAAAGCAAUUAUAUAAAUUUGGCAAAUAAUAGACCACCCAGGAUAGAUGCAUAUAAAUGUAUUAUCAUAUAUUUUCGACGGACGCCUGAAUGGCGGGAAGAAAGAUGCGGUAGUAAAAAUAAAUUCAUCUGCGAAAAAGGUUUAGAAACAAAGUUAAUCAAUCUGCAUUUAAAUACAAAUGAAGAGCAAAUGCCUUCCUAA